This is a messenger RNA of Callorhinchus milii (elephant shark), 1604 nucleotides long. RefSeq names its product protein rolling stone. The record is from RefSeq and is a predicted model, not a curated record. NCBI's taxonomy places the organism in Eukaryota, Metazoa, Chordata, Chondrichthyes, Chimaeriformes, Callorhinchidae. Gene Ontology annotation, cellular component: membrane. The coding region runs from base 652 to 1533 and encodes 293 amino acids. The transcript has 3 exons.
GGGGGGGAGGGAGGAGAGGAAAGAACGUGUCCCAGUGGAGAGGAUCUUUCUUGUGUUAAGAAAUAGUUUUCAGCCAGGUCUCCAGCUUUAAGACUGAAAGCUGUUGCUGACUGGGAUUCGGGCUCAGAACACAAGGCUUGCCUCGGCUUGUGCAUGUCCAUCUUUCGUAAGGUUAUUCAGAAGCUGGCGCACAGUUAGGAAAGGCUUUCCAAAUAAGCUUUCUGUAUGGAGGCCUUAUCUCACUGCUAAGGUCUGUUUUCAGUACUGUUGGGAGGAGCUGGAGCUGGGGAGGGGAGGAGAGGGGAGGGGAGAAAAGAUAACCAGAUGAUUUUGACAUUUGCAAUAAAUGUACUAGCUUAGCCAUGCGAGACGCAGUUUAGCAGCAGUCCAGCAGCUCUGCUGGGACACAUCUGGUGAAGCUCCCUCAGCCUCUGUUACAGAGAAAUCAUUCUUGCUGGUGUUUCUCCACGAUCCUCUUCUCCUCUGUGCGCAGGGGAAAGGAGGGUCAGAGUGUACCAGCGCACGUGCAGUGAUAUCAGAACGCAGUCAUCCUUCACGCUCAAUCCCCUACCAUUGGAGCUCGAUGUCUGUCUACAACUGCGGAGAACGCAUGCAGCAGCCAGCUCCCAGAGUUAAGACCACACUGUCAGCAUGGGGACCUGCUGGAUCAAACACCUCAGAGAGGAAUUCACUCUCAGCAAGUGCUCCCCGAAGCCAGACAUCCCACAGUUAAUGCUUCGACCUCAGUGGAGGAUCCAUCCGGUCGUGUGGCUGGGAUAUCGAAUAUUCAUGGGGGUCUACACACUGUCCUGGUGUGUGUGCAGUGGUGUACAGUACAGAAGCAUCAAAUGGUUCAUCUUCUUGUCUCACCUUGCCUACGUCAUGCUCACCGUCUACUUCAACCUAGCGUUGGUAAACCUCAUUUGUUACAUGACGCUAGGACUAAAGGGUUCCACUAAACAGAGCACAGACACAAUGCUGGAGGAGAAAUUCAACUCAAACACAGCGGUUGUUGAGGUGGAAGCCAGCGAGAGCUCGGGAUCGUGCCGGGUUGCGCUGUUGCCAGUGUCUUCGGCAUUGCACUCCAGCCUCUCCGUGCAGUGGAUCCUCCACAACCUGAUCAACGUGCACGCCCUCUUCGUCACCAUCGCCUUCUGGAGCCUGGAGUACCAGCCGGGACACACACAACUGGACAGUGUCAACCUCAACAUGCACCUGGUGAACAGCGUGCUGGUGCUGGCAGAGCUAGGGCUGAUCGCUGCCCCCAUUCACCUCCUCCACGUCCUCUACGUCCAGUGCUUCUGCACCAUGUACAUUGUCUUCACUGUCAUCUACUGGAGCGCUGGGGGCACUAACACCACAGGCAAGGCCUACAUCUACUGGGUGAUAGAUUACCAGCACCGCCCCGGCCUGGCCGCCGGCUGCAACCUCGUCAUCGACUGCAUCGCCAUGCCCACCCUCCAGUUCCUGGCCUGGAACCUGCACCUCCUCAGGCGCUGCGACCACCUCUCGCUCUGCCAGCCCCAACUCUGACCCCGGCAUUUAUUCCCGGCAGCAAAAUUCUCUGUGUCAGGAAGACGUCAGGAAUUUACUGUAUGAAACGC